CGUGGCGGUCAGACAGAAGUUACGUUACCGAGAAGCUAGCCGUGGUCACAGCGGUGCCGGGGGAAGGUCGACACCGUAGGACAGCAGCAUCACCUCAGAUCCGUUGACCUACCUGCUAUUUAAGUAUUUGACAACAUCGUGCAAGUAGACGAAGGCCUUAUAGACUAAACGGUUAAAGACUAACGUUAGCUAACCAUUUAGCAAGCUAGCUUCAAGUCCCUCUCAGUAUCUUCAUUUCCAUCCGAACAACAUCUACAAUCAUGGCUGCGCUGAGAGUGUCCUAUCACAGGAUUUUGGACAAGAUUGAGCAUUUGCUGCCUGCCAAACUGAGACCUCUUUACAACCACCCGGCAGGUCCAAAAACUGUUUUCUUCUGGGCCCCGAUGUUUAAAUGGGGUCUGGUAGCAGCCGGUUUGGCUGAUAUGACUCGGCCAGCCGAAAAACUCAGUACCUCCCAGUCUGCAGUGCUGACAGCUACGGGCCUGAUCUGGUCCAGAUACUCAUUGGUCAUAAUCCCGAAGAACUGGAACCUGUUUUGUGUCAACUUCUUUCUCGGCUGCGCAGGAAGCUCCCAGCUCUACAGGAUUUGGAGGCACAAGCAGGAUUUGAAGGCACAGGCUAAAGCGGCUGCAGAGUCCUGAGUGCUUUUCUGUUGCCAACACUUCCUUCAGUGGACUUAAAGGGAGACAUCAACCUGCCCCUUCCCAUCAUCGUCUCCAUAACACCCAUGCCAUAACCAUAAUUCUACCACAUUAAGCCUGUUGGAAAUGUGCACUUUUCCUUGAGUUUCAAAUUUCCUCAGGGUGUAAAAAAACAAAAGAGACAGAGCGGUUUUUUUGAACUGUUUUAACACACACACACACUUAAGAAUUGUGGUCAUCAACGCACAAGUACAAAAACUUGUAUGAUUGUACAUUCUUUAAUCUAAGUUCAUGCUUUAUGUCUUGUGCACUAGUUGGGAAAAUUUUUUUUUUUUCCCAUCAUCAUUUUUCAGGUGUAGCAAUCAGUACCUCAUGCAUCAAUUUCCCAAAAAAAUUAACUGUUGGAUGUGUGGUUUAAAGGAAUGUUUUCCCAAAUGAAAUUAAGAGGGAUUUCAUCACAUUAAUUUUUUUCAUUUACUUAUUUAUAAAUAGGUUACAGUUACGGCAUCUGUACCUCAGUGGAUAUUAAAUCAUUAUUGAUUACCAUGUAAUGAUUCCUUCCAUUUUAAUGGCUUUAAUCUGUGUGAGAGCAAAUCUUAAUUUAUUAAUGACUUGAUGAAAACAUGAACUUGUAGUGAAAACUGUAUAGGAAGAUGCUGUUAUUUUCUGAUUCUUUAUCAGAAAAACUUACACCAAUGCCACAUAUUUACCUGUGCAGCUUUUUGAUUGUUACAGUCAACUAGCGAACACGCUACCAGCUCUGUUAUCAAAAUCCUGCCGUUGAAUGCCUUUUUGUUCCUAGAAAGGUGUUUUAUAUUUUUUCUGUCUAAGAAUAGUACUUUCAUUGACAUGUUCCCACUAUAGUUAACAUUUAUAACCCCCUGAAUAUUUUAGCAAUAAUUGGUGUCAUCACAUAAAUAUUUCUUGAUCUGCUGACUGUUUGAACAAAUGGCACUUGGAUGGUCGUUAAUUAUGGCUCUGUAAUGCUAAUAAAUCCUGUUUGAGGACAUCA
Molecule: messenger RNA, 1653 nt
Organism: Perca fluviatilis (European perch)
Lineage: Eukaryota; Metazoa; Chordata; Actinopteri; Perciformes; Percidae
Gene: mpc2b
Product: mitochondrial pyruvate carrier 2b
Exons: 5
Coding region: 261-641 (126 amino acids)
Biological process (GO): pyruvate import into mitochondria
Cellular component (GO): mitochondrial inner membrane
Molecular function (GO): pyruvate transmembrane transporter activity
Source: RefSeq, a predicted model, not a curated record